GCGUCCCACAGCAUAUAAAAAAAAGACACAAACUGGUGCCUCCAUUACUUGAUUGUUUCCAUUAUUCCAUACACCAAUCAGAAACUCCCCUCUGUCGGCCAAUUCCAUCGCCCAUUUUGAUUUUACUCCGACCAUCAAUAUCACUAUAAAUGAACUCCUUCAGUACCACACUCUGCCUCUCUGUCCCAAAUCAAAAUCAUGCCUUUCCUCUGUUUUUGGUGCUUUGCCGCCGCGGCUACCGCCGUUGCUCUCUUCGUCGCUGUCGUUUUUUUUCGAUUUUCUAUGAAGAAUAAGCCGCUGUAUCCAUCGCCGUCGAGGAUUUCGCAUUCUCCUCCUGGAAGCAGAGGAUUGCCUCUCAUCGGAGAGACACUCCAGUUCAUGGCCGCUGUCAACUGUAGCAACGGCGUUUAUGAUUUCGUCAGAAUCCGCUGCCUCCGGUAUGGAAGAUGCUUUAAGACACGAAUAUUUGGGGAGACACAUGUGUUUGUUUCGAGCAGUGAAACGGCGAAGCUUAUACUAAACGACGGCGGAGGGAGGUUCACGAAGAAGUACAUAAAGUCCAUUGCGGAGCUAGUCGGCCAUCAAAGCUUGCUCUGUGCUCCACAUCUGCACCACAAAUUGUUACGAAGUCGUCUCAUUAAUCUUUUCUCCUCAGUUUUUGGCCUUUCGUCACGCCAAUUCGAUCAACAGAUCGUCGACGCCUUUCAACGAUGGCAACUGGAUCCACCAUCGUUUCCCUCAACGAACCCUCAAGAGAAGAUAACAUGCAAAGCAAUGUGCAAGAUGCUGAUAAGCUUAGAGAAGGAAAAGAUAGAGGCAGUGCAAAAAGAGGUUGCUAUGUUUGUGAAGCUAUAGCUUGCAUUCCCAUGCCGAUUUCCAGGCACAAGAUUUCACAAAGCCUCAAAAAGAAUCAUAAAAAUACUUCGAAAAUGCAGCCAGGAGAGACGAGAAUCAGAGCCCUCCAUGUGGGGAUUUCUACAACGAUUAUAGGAGGAGGACGGUGGAGAACCGCUAUCAGAUGCUGGAUCGGAUAAUAAUUUGACAAUGUUGAUCGCUGGGCAAACGACGGCGAGUGCCAUCAAUUGGAUGGUGAAGUACUUGGAUGAGAAUCAACAUGUCCUUCUAAAUCUAAAGGAAGAACAAUUUAAAAUAUUGGGCAAACAAGAAGAAAAUGGGAGUUGUUUCCUUACAUUGGAAGACCUUGGCAACAUGCCUUAUGCUGCUAAGGUAGUAAAAGAAUCCUUGAGGUUAGCAUCUGUUGUGCCAUGGUUCCCAAGGCUAAUCCUCCAAGACACUGAAAUUGAAGGUUACAAAAUCAAGAAAGGAUGGAAUGUUAAUAUUGAUGUGAGAUCACUUCAUUUAGAUCCUUCACUCUACAAAGAUCCUAUCAAGUUUAAUCCAUCUAGGUUUGAGGAAGAAGCAAAGCCCUUUAGCUUUCUAGCUUUUGGAAUGGGAGGGAGGCAAUGUCUGGGAAUGAAUCUAGCCAAAGCCAUGAUGCUUGUCUUUCUUCACCGCUUGGUCACUUCUUUCAGAUGGAAGGUCAUGGACUCCGACUCUAGCAUUGAGAAGUGGGCGCUUUUUACCAAAUUAAAGAGCGGUUGUCCGAUUCUCAUCACACGUAUUGAGUCUUAAACUGCGUUGUAUUUUAAUAAUAUAAAUUUAAGUUUUUUCUUUAAAUAAUUUUCUCACUUUUUCAUCUUUAUUAUAUAUAAAAUAACCAAGGACCAGAUUCUAGAAGAGAUUUUCAUAAAGUAUUGGACUUGGAUGGUGUAUAUUGAUGUAUAAAAGUAAUACAAAAGGUUGAAAAUUAUCACUCGAUA
Molecule: messenger RNA, 1820 nt
Organism: Benincasa hispida (wax gourd)
Lineage: Eukaryota; Viridiplantae; Streptophyta; Magnoliopsida; Cucurbitales; Cucurbitaceae
Source: RefSeq, a predicted model, not a curated record